AUGAGAUAUGAUAAUAUAAGUAAAAAUGUUGACCGACGAGGAUGUCCCAAUUAUACAAACAUAUAUUUCACCCCACAAGAUUUAAUUAAAGUUAAAUUUCAUCACAUUGUUAGUGGAACAGGCACCUAUUCCGUAACACUCAACAGGACAGAAUAUUUAAAUCCCUUUUCUGUUAUAAAUCUACAUGAUUUUGAUGAUAGUCCAUCCUAUUCUUUUCCAGAAUAUCAGUGUAAAUCAGCAUCAUGCACUAUCUCAAUUCUUCCAAUUUCUGCACCAGUAAAGUUAAAGAAAACAACCCUAAAAAGUUACGAUGGCCAUAGCGAUGCUGUUAAAACUAAUAUAUUAACAUCUCUUCGAAAAAUUUUCCUGAAUGAGAAGCUAAACAGAAAAUUUAUUGAAGACACAGAGGUCAAAGUUUAUUUCUCCACAAAAAUGUAUGAUUCAUUAGAUUUAUUUGCCCUCCGUAGAACUUUUGAUUCCAGUAACAGCAACUACAUUUUAGAUCGUGGCACAAAUGUUUAUCAUAUAAGUCAACCGGGAAAAACUUCCAAAUAUACAUAUUCACGUGAACGCGGCGGAAAUGAAUCCGUUUUAAGAUUCUGGGCUGGAGAAUAUUAUUUAACUUUGAGCGACGAAGAGCUUAUUAAUAAUGGUACAGGAGGUUCCAUAAUUCCAUUAGUUGGCCUCAAUACGCGUUCUAGAGAUGACAAUCAUGUUACCGCAAAAUAUUCAUUUAAAGUGGACUAUUUCAAAAAUAAUGAGGAAUCUUCAAAUGGUCAUCUUUUCCCAAAUGAUAUAGGUCUUUUUAUUCCACCCAAUGGAAUUUUCACACUAGAGGAAGUUAAAAAAUACAAUCAGGAUGAAAAAUAUGAAGACUAUCAAAAAGAAUCUGAAGAUUUAUAUAGCUUUUUAGCAAAACAAGAAAUGGAUUCCCCAUAUACAAAAAUAUACUCAAUAUUUGGAUACACAACUAUAGCAGCACCUAUAAUUGCUUACGGUUUAAUGGGAAUCAUACACGUUUUCUACUGGAAGAAACACGCCAUUAUUGAUGGUUUGGAAGAAAUCCUUGGGGAUACAGAGACAGACAAAUUCGAAAUGGAUAAUAUGGAUAAUGAAUAA
Messenger RNA from Trichomonas vaginalis G3, 1119 nucleotides. RefSeq lists its product as uncharacterized. The coding region runs from base 1 to 1119 and encodes 372 amino acids. The record is from RefSeq and is a predicted model, not a curated record. The transcript has a single exon. NCBI's taxonomy places the organism in Eukaryota, Parabasalia, Trichomonadida, Trichomonadidae.